This is a messenger RNA of Amborella trichopoda, 2329 nucleotides long. RefSeq names its product RAB geranylgeranyl transferase alpha subunit 1 (gene RGTA1). Gene Ontology annotation, molecular function: Rab geranylgeranyltransferase activity; protein binding. Gene Ontology annotation, cellular component: cytoplasm; Rab-protein geranylgeranyltransferase complex. The record is from RefSeq and is a predicted model, not a curated record. Lineage: Eukaryota; Viridiplantae; Streptophyta; Magnoliopsida; Amborellales; Amborellaceae. Gene Ontology annotation, biological process: protein geranylgeranylation.
AGUAGCAAACUGCUCUUCUCCCGUUUCCUAGAGAGAGAGAGAAGAGAGAGAAAGAGAGAGGGGUGAGGUGGGUUACUCUUGGGUUCGGAAAUCCAGCGAAAGCGAGAAGAGGUUUAAGGUACAAUGCACGGCCGUCCUCGCAAGCCCCUGAAAGCAGAGGAUGAUGCGAAAUCCAUUGCCAAGGCUUCCAAGCUUCGUUCUCUCCAAAACCAGUUUUUGAACUAUCACCGCAAUCAAAUUUUUUCGAGGGAAGCGCUCGAGGUGAGUGCAGAGCUUGUGAAGAUAAACCCCGAGAUCUACACUGCUUGGAAUUAUCGAAAGAUUGCUGUCGAUAAAUUUCUGGAAGCUGUAUCCGACCCUGUUUUGAUCAAGAACAUCGUAGAUGAAGAACUCAGAGUGGUUGAGAAUGCUCUUAAACAGAACUAUAAGUCUUAUGGUGCUUGGCAUCAUAGGAAGUGGGUGCUUGGCAAAGGGUUCUCGUCUCUUGAUCGUGAGCUUUGGCUUCUAGACAAGUUUCUUGAAGCAGAUUCGCGUAAUUUCCAUGGUUGGAAUCACCGGAGAUUUGUUGCAGCAUUGAAGAAUAUCAAGGAUGAGGAGGAGAUAAAGUUUUCCGAGGAGAAAAUUAAUAAUGAUUUCAGCAACUAUUCUGCAUGGCAUAAUCACAGUCGACUUUUGGCGCAGUUGGUGAAGCGAGACAGCCAUGGAAACUUUCCAAAUGAGUGUGGUUUGAGUGAGGAAAGUGAAAAACUCUUGAAAUCCGAGUACUAUCUUGCGCACAAUGCUCUGUUCUGUGACCCUGAAGAUCAGGCUGGGUGGUUUAAUUAUCUUGGGCUUCUGGAUCUAACAGUUGCACCAAAGGCUCCAUUGCUUACUGCUUCUUGGCCAUCUCAUGGCUCAAAUCUCACAUUAAGCUCUAUAGUGCAGCCUGGUUUUUGCACAUCUAAUGGAUGCAAAACUUCUAUUUCCAGAGAAAGAGUUUUUCCUCUAAUUCUCUAUUUUAAUCAAGCUGUUGAAGGUGUGAACAAUUCCACUGUUACUGUGAGUUCUACAUGCAUAGAGAAGCGCCACCUUAAUUGGAGGCCACUUUCAACAGAUGGCCUGGGAAAAUCAAAAUCUUGGAUUACAUAUAUGAGUGUUCCUGAUGUAGCAAAUCCUUUAGAACUCUGUCAAUUUGAUGUUAGUGUUGGUGACUCACAAGGCAUUAUUUCCCUGAAUGGAUAUCACUAUGGCCUUCCUACAAAGUUUGAGUUUAAGUUGAAUCCCUCCUCCUCAGAAUAUAGCAGAAGAGAAGUAAAUCAUGAUAUGGUAGUUUGGAAAGAUGAAUGCUUUACUAAAUUUGAUAGCCUUAUUCUGGACCUUAAUCUUCCAUUAACAACUUCUAGUCAUCAAAGGAUUGGUGUUCACAACAGAGUCCAUGCAACUGAAUGGCAGUUGGACACUUUGAAAUCUGGGAUUGAUCUUUUCAGAUGCUUGUUGUCAAUAACUGAUUGCAAAAUUGGAAGGCUCACCCUGGCACGAUUAUUAACAUCUUACAAUAUCAUGGUUGAUGGGUUUCCAUGUACAAGCAAAGGUAGUCAGUGGGAAGAAGUUCUAGACCUUUUUAGCAGUCUGCUAAAGAUGGAUCCAACGCAUGCUCAUUAUUACAAGGAUCAACACAGUAUGGUCCUGAUUGAGCAGGUAACUUCUGAUAGGGAUACCCUACUGAAGCACUGUUGGCACCAUGAAAAACAAACAUCCAUCGGCAGUCUUAGCAAUGUAUGGCUACGCCUCAAUAACUUAUCACUAUCACGCAUUGGUUCUUUUGAGCGCUUAUUGUGGGUCCAGAUGUUAGACCUCAGUCACAAUGAGCUUCGAUCAAUUGAAGGUAUGGAGUCAAUGCAACUGCUAACUUGCUUGAAUUUAAGCCACAAUCAGUUCGGAAGUUUCACAUCAUUGGAACCUCUGAAACUGAUAAAUAGUUUAAGGGUAUUGGAUAUAUCUCACAAUGAGAUAGGCGGCCACUCCAUCGACACGACAAGGUACACCUGCUCUUCUCCUCUCACCCAUGCACCUGGAGUCACUUGGGAUUCCAAAGCCUUUGUGGGGGAUCAAGAGGUCAGAUCAGAUAAUUGGGAACUGAUAUUGAUAUUUAAAAACAUGCCUUUGACUCAGUUAGAUAUUGCAGGGAACCCUGGAAAUUAUGAAAAGUGUAGAACUAUAUUGAUUAAAGCCCUUCCCAAUCUUAAGUGGCUUGAUGGCGUCUCUGUAGAAUGAUAUUGGAUUAGAUAAAUGGUUCUAUUUUGUACAUUGGUUUUUUUAAUCUUAUAAAAUGAAAUUAUUAUUUGGGUAA